AGGUUAUGUCUAAAAUAAUAAAACUUGAUAUAAAUAGAAGUAAUAUAAUACCUGGUGGCCGUCAAGAACGAAGAAAACGUAAAACCGUAGAUAUUUGUAGAGAUAAUGUACUCCAUCCAAAAGAAGACUAUGUUACUUCUAGUAGAACUUAUAGCCCGAGUGACGAUAAAAAAGAUAACGUUAACGUUAAACAAAAAAAAGCUAAAGAUUCUAAGGAAAAUUGUAUCUUAAAAACUGAGAGCGAAACGGCCUGUCAAUCUCAAAAUUCUUCUCCUUUUCAAAUUGUACAUUGAUUUCGUACUUUUUCUUUAACGAUGAACUAACUUUAAAAGAAACGCAGCGCAGACUACAUAUUUCUUCAGCCCCUCAAUCUCUUCCGUGCAGAGAAGAUGAAUUUAACAAACUUUCCGCUUUUCUUGUGGGGAAGCUCGAGUCUCAGUCCUGCGGAGUUAUAUAUAUUUCUGGCGUGCCGGGCAUUGGCAAAUCAGAAACUGCAUGCGGACUUUUUAAUACUUUUUACAAUGAAAAAGUUUUAAAAUAGCUGUGCUUAAAUGCAAAAUAAAAAAAUCCACACAAACACACACGUGGCCUUAAACACGUGCUCGAAGUUGGUACGUGACGUACGUAAGUUAUGCGCUAUUGCGUGUUAAACCGUGUGGGUACGGCAUACGUGUCUUGCCUCUCCGGCUAUUAAAAAUAUUAUUCUUUUUUUUUGAAGGGUAAUAAAGAAUAUGCUCUGUUUUUGUUGGCGGAAGAGGCCCGGAGAGCCCAUCAUAUAACUUAUAAAAGAUUCAUAAUUUUAUAUUUGUUGUCUUUAUAAAGUUUUGGUUACUCUAGAAAAUUCUGGUACACGUGAAAUGUAUAAAGUUUUAGGCUCUGAAUAUUACUGAUUGGACAAUCCCAAUACGAAAAAACUUUAUAGUCACAUGUUUUAAAAGUUUUUAGACAAUCGUUUAUUAUUGGAAGAGAGGAAUUGAUCAGCCAAUUGAAAACUGUCUAAAGGCCAUUAAAAUUAUAUGAUUUUUUAAAAACUUAAGAAAACUCUGAUAGAUUACUGGUAGGGGAACAUCAGGGAGCCAAUCAGAAACUUUAUACUGUACGAAAAAUACUGGUUUUAUUGGCAGCUGAUAUUAACUACGAGUCAAUCAAAGCCUAAGAAAAAGAUAUUAUUGCUCGCUGAAAAAUGUUAUUGUUCAUCGUGUUAUCAAAAGUUUAAAAAAUAAUAAACUUUUACCGAAAUUUAAAUUUAUUGAGAUAAAUGGAAUGAAGUUGAUUAAUGCGAACAAUUUUUAUUCAACAUUUUAUAAAGCGCUUUACGGAAAAUUUUUAUCCGACAGAAACGCAAUGGACCGAUUAGAAGAAUAUUUUUCUACUAAAAGUUUAAAAAAUAAAGAAUUUAUAAUUCUUUUGAUAGACGAGGUGGACCAAUUGGUCACCGGGAAGCAAUCGCUGCUGUACAGAGUCCUCAAUUGGGCUGCUCAACCCAUUUCCAAACUUGUUUUACUUACUGUUGCUAAUACAAUGGACUUGCCGGAGAGAUUUUUCACUUAUAAAAAUUGCAGUCGUUUUGGUUUGACGCGACUGUCUUUUAUGCCGUACACGAAUAGCCAACUUCAUACAAUUAUUUCUAAUAGACUUUCAAGCUCAAAUAUAUUUAAAAAAGAAGCCAUCCAACUUUGCUCGCAGAUGAUUGGCUCGUCUACCGGCGAUGCGCGAACUGCCCUUGACAUUUGCCGCAUGGCCGUAGAUCACGUCUCGCGAGAUUCCGGCGUCUUGAAUUCGGGUUCUACCGAGAAGCUCGUUGGACUCGAUCUUAUUCAAGAGAUUAUCACGUGUACAUUCCGCAUUCCCGUUGUCGAAAUCCUUCACGCUAGCAGUUUUCAUAUGCGCAUGUUUUUGUAUUGCGUUUACUACGAAACACGUGCUUCCGAAAACGAGGCGGCUCGCUUUGGAAAAGUAAAAAAGCGUCAUAUUCAAAAUUGUCUCGUUCAUUCCAUUGCAGACGUUUCCGAUACAAUAAUUCAAGCUGUUUGCUCUCGACUCGCACGUGCUCGCUUUAUUAUUAUUGAAGGGUUUCAAGAAGGUGAUUCAAUGAAAAUAAGACUCAACGUUGAUGCCUUUUAUAUAGAAAAAGCCAUUAAAACGGAUGCUGAUAUUCAAACUUCAUUAUUAUGAAUAAUAA
Zophobas morio is the source of this 2182-nucleotide messenger RNA. Its product is annotated as origin recognition complex subunit 1-like. Gene Ontology annotation, cellular component: nuclear origin of replication recognition complex. The record is from RefSeq and is a predicted model, not a curated record. Gene Ontology annotation, biological process: mitotic DNA replication checkpoint signaling; DNA replication initiation. NCBI's taxonomy places the organism in Eukaryota, Metazoa, Arthropoda, Insecta, Coleoptera, Tenebrionidae. The transcript has 13 exons. Bases 1264 to 2175 code for a protein of 303 amino acids. Gene Ontology annotation, molecular function: DNA replication origin binding; ATP hydrolysis activity; ATP binding.